This is a messenger RNA of Ilex paraguariensis (yerba mate), 669 nucleotides long. NCBI's taxonomy places the organism in Eukaryota, Viridiplantae, Streptophyta, Magnoliopsida, Aquifoliales, Aquifoliaceae. The record is from the annotation of a GenBank genome assembly.
AUGGCCAUAAACGACCACCAAGCUCGGUGUAGAAAUCUAAACAGCGACUUGAUGCUGAUUAUAGACGACUUUGAGGCAAUCUCUUCACUGUUGGAUUUUGUUUUUUUGCUUGCAGACAUAAACAUUUCUAGAGCACCACUCCUUUACACAGUUACGAAGAAUAAAGAACUCAGAGAGCUCAAUGGUGAGGUGGUGGUAGAGAGGUGUCGUUCAAGCAAGUCGGAGAGGAAGAUGCAGGACUCGGAGUCGGAUAAGGAGAUGCAGGAUGGGGAAGAUAUUCUGGCGAAACCGCUCGUGACGAUUGAAGAUGUGAUACAUAUUAAGCCUGCACCUUGGUGGACUCCAAUGGAUUUCAUGGCAAGAGUUGGAAGCGUUGUACGAGUCAAAUUGGAAGAACGGGAGAAGUUGGUAGAAGAGAGAGUCAAGAACAUGAAUCCUAGUGCCACAGAUUCAGUUCCUGAUCACUCCAAGUCGGAGAGGAAGAUGCAGGACUCGGGGAAGGAGAUGCAGGACGGGAAAGAUAUUCCGGCGAAACCGCUCGUGACGAUUGAAGAUGUGAUAGGUAUUAAGCCUGAACCUUGGUGGACUCCAAUGGAUUACAUGGCAAUAGUUGCAAGCGUUGCUGGAUUCAAAUUGGAAAACAGGAGAAGUUGGAAGAAGAAAGAGUAA